AAUUAUCCCAUGAUGAUGAAGUUUUUAUGGAAGACAGGGAAGAAACAGCUGAUGUUGAGAAAACAGGAUUCAGAUGUGGUGUCUGUCAAAAGGUCAUAAAAAAGAAAGGGGGAUAUACUGUGCAUAUGCAAAUGCACUCAAAGGCGAAAGAUAAAUACAGGAAGCCAGAGCACAGAUGCCCAUUCUGCAAAAUUGGUCAAACGCAAUUAUCCAGACACAUAUCUAAACAGCAUCAGGACAUUCCUGAAGUUUCCGAGGCUAUGAAAUUUCCCAAAAACUCAAAAGAAAGAAAUGCAAUGUUUGAGAAUUUUAGAAAGCGUGGGAUCUAUGAAUUCAACAAAAACCAGUCGGGAGAAGAUACACCAGAAUUUGAAGCUGAGAGAAAAGGACAGAAAGAUCUUGUAUGCUGCUCUUUGUGUAAGGGAUUUUAUAGUCGGCGUCUCUACCAUAGACACAAGGACCUAUGCAUGAAGGAUAGCACAUUUGUCCCCAGUUCCGUGCCAGUUGAAAUGCUGCAUUUGAAGGAGAGUACAACAAAGGAGCAAGAUGUAUUUUCUAAAGAAGUAUUACUUCAUUUUCAUCCUGAUGAGGUCGGCAAAACAUGCCAAACUGAACCAACAAUAGUUGCUAUUGGAAGAAUUCUCUUUCAAAAAAACUUAAGAAAAAUUGAAAAGACGAUGGAAACAAGAAAAUCGGUGAUGAACGAUAUGCGUCUUUUGUCAAGAUUACUCAUUGCAUUCCGAGGCAAGUCACAUCAUGGCAUGACAGGGGAAGACAUGUUUCGUCGUCGAAACUUUACAAUAUUGGAGCAAGCAGUUGAGGAGGUGACCACCACUGAAGGGAGGCUCAAGUAUGGUUUAAAAAACUCAUUGUUCUAUCUCCUGAGACAAUCAGCCAAUCUUCUCAUGCUGCGUUCAUUUGGAGAAGAAGAGGAUGCCAAAGCAAGUGAAAUAGAAAAAUUUAUUCAUUUGCUAGAUUUAAACCAGAACAUUUUAUUUGGAGAUGCAGCUUAUUCAAUCAAUAGAAGUAGACAGGAAAGACUGAGAAUGCCAGAACAGCAAGCAAGAGAAGAGGAAGUCACCACCUUGAGGGUUCAUACUCUGAAUACAAUUGAGAGAUUGAUGUCAGAGUAUGAAUUCAUUGGGCGUAACGAAUAUGUUACUCUCCGAGAUGCUGUGUGCUGCAGAAUUACUCUGUUUAACGCACGACGGGGUGGUGAGCCAUCACGACUGAAAACUACAAAUUUGGAUGACGCAGUUACCAAGAGAUGGAUCGAUGACUCCAGAGUGGAACAGUUGGAGACCUGGGAGAAAAAGCUCUUCGGUGAAAUGCUUGUUGCAUACCAGGCUGGGAAAGGGAACCAUUUAGUUCCAGUCCUGAUCCCAAGAGACUGUGUCGGUGCCUUGUCCAUACUUACUGACAAAGACAAGAGGAAGGAAGUUGGGAUUCUGGAGGAAAAUCCUUAUGUAUUUCCAAACACACAACAGUCACCAUAUCAUGUGCUAGGUUGGGAUGCGAUAAGGAGUAUGUGUGAUGCAGCUGGUGUGAAGCAUCCAGAGUUGUUGACAGCAUCAAAACAACGACACAGGAUCAGUACCAUAUAUGCUUCACUUGAAGUUCCUACUUCUGACAGAGAAUACUUCUACAAACAUAUGGGACACAGCAAGGGUGUCAAUGAAGGGGUCUACCAGUACCCUCUCCCAAUUCAAGAAGUUACCAAAGUUGGGAAACACCUACUUCAAAUUGAUCAAGGUGAUGCUCCUCUGGCGACUGAGUCUGGGAUUCAAAGCCAACCUGACAUGGUUGCAAUAGCCGAGCAACAGGAAGAAGAUGCCCAUGACGUAAAUACAGGCUCUCUGUGUCUUACCAGUCCAGGUUUAGUGGAGAAAAACCCAAGAGAUUUUGAUACCAAAAGAUUCAAGUGGACAGAGGCAAAUACAAGACUGAUUAGAGACACAUUUAAGGAGUGGAUAUGUCUACCAAGUGGCAAUUCGUUGCCAAACAGGAAAACAGUUCUUGCAUACCUUCAGAGCUCAAAGCUUGACUGUUCAUAUGCUCAGCUUAGAACCAAAAUCAUGAAUGAACAGAACAAACAACAACAAAGGAGAAAGAAGAGAUGGAACGCAUUUCAGGAAAAUUAGAUAACUGAACAUUAAAAUACAGUGUAAUGCAUAUUUAGCUCUGUCAACACAUGGUAAACUUCUUCCCUUUAAUUGUCAGACUGAGUGACCUGGACUUUAGCACCUACAUGUAUGUAACUAUCCCUCUCAACUUGUGAGGGGUAUUAAGACCAUAACUAUCUUUCGGAAUACCCUGUGUGGUUUUUUUUUAGGUUGCACCAUCAAAAAUCACAUUUUAACUGUCACUUUCAUGAUCUGAUAAGCGAUGCUCUGAUUGGUCAGAUGAAAGGUCGUUCUGACAUGACCCACAAUGAGAUGUCCUCAGAUCUUUGUUUAGCAGUAGCGAGAACUAAGAUCUGAUUUUAAUGAGAUUGUUGCUAUGCUGGAUAGCCCUUUGGAAUGAUCUCGAAAUAUUUGCUGUGCAGACUAGCCCUUUGGAAUGUGCUUGAAAUACUUGCUAUGUAGAAUAGCCCUUUGGAAUGUGCUUGAAAUAUUUGUUGUGCAGACUAGCCCUUUGGAAUGUGCUUGAAAUACUUGCUGUGCAGACUAGCCCUUUGGAAUGUGCUUGAAAUACUUGCAAUGCAAGAUAUCCCUUUGGAAUGUGCUUGAAAUACUUGCUAUGUAGAAUAGCCCUUUGGAAUGUGCUUGAAAUAUUUGUUGUGCAGACUAGCCCUUUGGAAUGUGCUUGAAAUACUUGCUAUGUAGAAUAGCCCUUUGGAAUGUGCUUGAAAUAUUUGUUGUGCAGACUAGCCCUUUGGAAUGUGCUUGAAAUACUUGCUGUGCAGACUAGCCCUUUGGAAUGUGCUUGAAAUACUUGCAAUGCAAGAUAUCCCUUUGGAAUGUGCUUGAAAUACUUGCUACUUGCUGGUUGAAAUUUAGUACCAAGGUAAUUAUGGAAGCCCAUAUUCCUGUCUUAUUAAUUAUCCUUGUAUGUAUCAUUGUAUAUAUGUAUCAAUGUAUGUUUCAUUGUGUGUAUGUAUCAUCGACAUGGGUAAAAUGUGUGAAGCCCAUUUUUGGUGUCCCCUGCAGUGAUAUUGCUGGAAUGUUGCUUAAAGCGGCGUAAAAUCAUACUCACUCACUUACUCACUCACAUGUAUGUAUCAUGGUUUGUAUGUAUCAUUGUAUGUUUGUAUCAUUGAUCGUAAAUGAUGUUUCCCUCGUUUGAAGUAGUGAAUUAGAGGGAAACUACUUUCUCCUAGUGGUACGUUCUAUAAUCAAGGGAGGUAAUAAUGCCAGUAGAUGGCGCUGAUACUUGGGGCUAUAUAAGGGUAGGAUUUUAUGAUGUCGCCUCUCUCGCUUGCAAUCACGGCAGUUCAAUUAACAACAUGACUGAUGAAUCAACCGCGGCAAAACUAGAUGCCAUCUUGGUUCAGCUUAAUUCAAACAAGACAGAAAUUGAAUUGGCAAUCGAUUCCAAGUUAACCUCAAUACGAAAAGAGUUUCUGCAGACAUCUGAAGACGUAAGAAACAUAAAAGCCGAAAAAGAAUACAGCUGGUCACGGGAGGGAAACAAGGUCAAGAGCCAGGUCCACGACUUUCACUACACAGCCUGUGCAGUUUGCUUUACCUGCUUCUUCUGGUGUGCAGUCGAUUCCACCAAUCAACAACCAGCUUUUUCGAGGCAAAGGUCAGCGACAAGGAUCAUGUUUUCACUGCGGAGAAUUCACGCACUUCAGAAGAGACUGUCCCUAUCUCAACGCAAAUGUCCAGACUGCAAGGAUGUCAAGCAGCGUCCCGUCAGCAACCGCCACGCAGUAGAGAGGGCACAUGCCAAGGUCUAUCAGCUAAGUGUUCAUCUACACAAUGUUUCGAUGCAUGUAAUCUUAAAUUGACUGAUAAUUACUUUGAAUAUGAGCAGGGUGCUGCAGAAAUUGUCGUUAAAGUUUGUUUGAAACAGAAUGAAAACUUUUGGCAACAGAUAGGUGCAAGUGACUUUGUUUUAGAUAUAAUCAAAAAUGGAUACAAAAUUCCAUUUUUGUGUAUGUCACCCAAAAUGCACUUGCAUAAUAACAAGUGUGCCUUAAAUAACGCUGAUUUUGUGUGUGAAGCUGUAUAAGAGCUUGAAGCUGUAUAAGAGCUUGUCAAGAAACAACUAGUUGUUGAGUGUGAUAUCCUGCCGUAUGUUGUUAAUCCUCUAUCUGUCGCUAUACAGUCAUCGGGUAAGAAACGCUUGAUUUUAGACCUGAGUAUCGUCAACAGGUUUGUGCUCAAAAAGACUUUGAAAUUUGAAGAUUGGAAAACUGCUUUAGAAUAAAUCAGUGCAAAUGAUUGGCUAAUCAAGUUUGACAUCCAUUCAGCAUAUCAUCAUAUAGAUAUCUACGGAGGGCAUACUGACUUUUUGGGCUUUGCUUGGAAUGCCCCUGAUGGAAAAACACAUUUUUAUAAGUUUGUAGUACUUCCCUUUGGACUGACAACAGCUCCAUACGUUUUUACAAAAGUCACUCGCCAGCUUGUCAAGAAGUGGCGUUUUGAAGGACAUAAGAUAGUCACAUACUUGGAUGAUGGUAUAUUAUCAGCAGAGUCAGAAUUAAGAGCACUAAAUUCAGGUUCUGUCAUUAAAAAUGACUUGAUUAAGUCGGGGUUUGUACCUAAAGUUGACAAAUCUUUAUGGGCACCUUCACAGUCCUUGGAAUGGCUCGGUUUUCACAUUCAGACUACAAAUAUGACUAUAUCUGUACCUCACAGGAAGAUAGUCAAGGUGAAGUGUUCAAUUACUGACCUAUUAAAAUCCAAUUCAAAGAAUGUCAAAGUGCGAGAUGUAGCUUCUGUUGUCGGUCAGCUAGUGUCCAUGAAACUGGUCCUGGGGCCGUUAUCACAGCUUAUGACAAGGUCAUUAAGCAUAGACAUACUUUUGGUUUCUUCUUGGCAUAGUUCAUUAAAACUUUCAUGUGACAGUAUUCAUCAAUUGAAAUUUUGGCUGGGUAAUAUUGACAAACAUUCUUCAAGAGCACUUGUUGAAAAAUCUCUUACUACAAGACUUGUUUAUUCUGAUGCCAGUGAUAGUGGUUUUGGUGGGUACUGUGUUGAGAUUGAUUCUGACAAGUCCCAUGGUCAGUGGUCUGCGGAAGAAGCUCGUCAGAGUUCUACAUGGAGGGAGUUAAAGGCUGUUCACUUGACAUUACUGAGCUUUAUUCCCAACCUGAAGAGCAACCGUGUUAUGUGGUGUACAGACAAUACAAACAUUGUGUCAGUCAUUGAGAAAGGCAGCAUGAAAAUACAUUUGCAAACAUUGACUUUACAUAUAUUUGAAAUAUGUACAAAACAGUCAAUACAGUUGUACAUGCAGUGGAUUCCACGAUGUGAUAAUCAGACAGCUGACUAUCUUAGCAGAAUGAUUGAUUAUGAUGACUGGGGUAUUUCAAAGACCAUAUUUCAGCAAAUUGAACAGAAAUGGGGUCCACAUCAAACAGACAGAUUUGCGUCAUAUUAUAACACUAAACUUCAGUGUUUUAAUUCCAGGUACAGCAAUCCUGGAAGUGACGUUGUGGACUGUUUCACUGUCAACUGGAGUGGAGUUAGGAAUUGGGUGGUUCCUCCUGUAUGUUUGAUUCCGAGGGCAAUCAAACACAUGUCAGAAUGUAAGGCUAAGGGUACCCUUGUGAUACCAGAGUGGCACUCUGCUUGUUUCUGGCCAUUGAUAUGUCCCAACUCAGUAUUCAUUCCACAGGUGAGAGAUUGGAUGUAUUUGCCACGAUCGAAGGAGGCUUAUGUUGCCAGUAGAAUAAAGGGUGGCAUGUUUGGAGAGAAAGAUCUUUCAUUUAACAUGUUAGCGCUUAAGAUUGAUUAAGACCGUAUUUUGGGUGUUUCAGAUAUAUUUCGGACAAACUAUAGUGAUGAGAUUGCUACACUUCCGAGAGGUGUCCGCGAAUUAGCAGCGGCUCUGCCAGGCCUCUUAGCAGGGUGUAGAGCUGAUUCUACAACAAGAAAGUAUACAUAUGGCUUUGGAGCUUGGAAAAGGUGGGCGAUCGUCAAUUCUAUGUCUGUAAAAUUGCCAUUGUCGUCAUUGUACUGUGCUUUAUACCUGUUAUCUGUAAUUCAGCAGAGUGAUUCUAUAUCUCCUGUUCAGACAGCGUUCUAUAGCAUCCGUCAUGCUCAUACUUGUAUUGGUUUAGCAAGUCCAACUGAUAAUUCACUGGUGCGUAAUGUCUUGGAGGCAGCAAGGCGAAAAUUGGCUAAGGAUGUAUGUAAGAAGGAGCCAAUUACCAUUAGCCGGCUAGAAAAGUUGUAUGAUGGUAGAAUGGCAGAUCCAUCACUGUAUGAUUUGAGAAUUAUGUCAAUGUGCUUAUUAGCCUUUGCUGGGUUUUUAAGGUCAGCAGAAUUGUUGCAGAUCACGAGAUCAGACAUUGUAUUUUAUGAUGCUCAUAUGAUGGUAUUCAUUGAGCAGUCUAAGACUGAUGUCUACAGAGAUGGGGCGUGGCUGGCUAUUGGGCGGACAAACACCAAGCUUUGUCCAGUGGUAUGUUUAGAGAGAUAUCUAAAUAGUGCGGAGAUAAGUCUCGAUUCAUCUGAAUAUAUAUUCAGAGAUUUGUCCAAAUGUAUUGCUGGUUAUAAACUUAGAAAUAUUAAUGUACCCAUGACUUAUUCGCGUUUGAGGGAAUUGUUCAUUGAAGCAUUUACGCCAUUUGUUGACAAUAUAAAGAAUUAUGGACUGCAUAGUCUUCGAAGUGGUGGUGCAUCUGCAGCAGCUAAUAAUGGCAUCCCCGAUCGCAUGUUUAAGAGACAUGGUCGUUGGAGAAGUGAAAAAGCAAAAGAUGGCUACGUGACAGAUAAUCUUCAAUUCAGGCUUAAAAGUUUCACUUUCUCUCGGACUCUAGACUUUCUUUGAAUCUCUGCCGUGUACCGCACAGCUGUUCCAGUGUAUAUUUUGUUGUGUUUAAGGUGAUUAUUAGAGUUUGGUGUGGUCUAGGAGAAAUGAUGUUUCCCUCGUUUGAAGUAGUGAAUUAGAGGGAAACUACUUUCUCCUAGUGGUACGUUCUAUAAUCAAGGGAGGUAAUAAUGCCAGUAGAUGGCGCUGAUACUUGGGGCUAUAUAAGGGUAGGAUUUUAUGAUGUCGCCUCUCUCGCUUGCAAUCACGGCAGUUCAAUUAACAUGUAAAUUUAUUGAUGUUUGCUUCUUUCAUUUUUAUUAUUCCGUUUCUAAUAUCUUUUUCAUGUUUCAGGCAUUUCGUUUUGAGAUGUGGACGUGUGGCGGUGAGGCCACAUUCUGUUAUGGUCAUCUGUCUCUGUUGACAGGCCAUGUGUGUUGAUGAUGCUGGAGAGCUGUUAAAAUACUCAUUGGUAUAAUCGUGUUUACUACCACAUGUGAAUUGUGGCUGCAGAGCCUUUAGAAUACUUUGUAUAUAUGUUUGCAUUUCAUUGGCUACACAAUGUACGGUAGGCUGCAGAGCCAUUAGAAUACUUGGUCUUGGAAAUGUUCGGUUGGCAGAACCAUUAUAAUACUGCUGUAUUGGGUGUGUGUGACCCAUGUUAGAUGAGUAAAAUAAGGCUUUUGUGUAUAAUUUGUAUUUGUAAAAGUAUGUUGGACAUGUGUAAAGGGUAAUUCAAAUACUGUAUACUCCCCAGUUACUGGUCCUGUUGCAUUCGUAGGGAGAACACGGUUCCAGAGCUUUUUGUAUUAACAAAAUUUUUAUCUCUGGUUUUACGUGUCGGGCUUCAGGUACCAUUGCCAUUUGUAUGUUUCGAUAUGUUAUAUUCUAUAUGUUAUAACACAUGUUAUAAUGGUAUAUUGAGUGACGUGAUGUCACUGUGUGUUGUGUCUUGCGUCUUGUGCUUCGAAAAUAAACUGCCGUGUACCGCACAGCUGUUCCAGUGUA
This is a messenger RNA of Haliotis rufescens (red abalone), 7932 nucleotides long. RefSeq lists its product as uncharacterized. Gene Ontology annotation, biological process: DNA integration; DNA recombination. Gene Ontology annotation, molecular function: DNA binding. The record is from RefSeq and is a predicted model, not a curated record. Lineage: Eukaryota; Metazoa; Mollusca; Gastropoda; Lepetellida; Haliotidae. Bases 27 to 2141 code for a protein of 704 amino acids. The transcript has 5 exons.